AUGCGCUUCAUAUUGCAGUCACUGGGGAAAAUCUAUCAGACCGGAGUUUCAAUUCACAUCGAAGCAUUAUAUCCAGCAGUACAGUAUCCAGUACCGGUCGGCACACCUAUGAUUUCCUCAAUGUGGCGCUGGGACCACAGCCAGGAUUGGCCAGUUAUCGAUGGUAAAACACUUUCAGCUGCUGGUGGCGGGCAAGUCCCAACAUCUUCCAGCUACACAGUAGACCCGUUUGCUUCUGAUUCGAAGGAAACAUUUUUGCUUGACCACGUUAUUGACGGGCGAGUACUGUAUCCGUUCACGGGACACAUGGUACUAGCAUGGAAAACGAUUGCAAAACUGAAUGGUGUCGAUUUUCAAAAAACUCCCGUAAUUCUGGAAGAAAUCCGUGUCUACAGUGCAACAAUUGUUACCAAGCCGUGUCAGUGGAAGAACUAUAUUUUGUCUACUUGUUUUUCGGGAUCUUCGAGAUUUCCUAAUUUGUUUAACGGAUAUGACGGACAUGAAUACUUGUCACUAACAUUCUCGCCCCACAGUUGUCUCAGCAACAAGUAG
This is a messenger RNA of Gongylonema pulchrum, 552 nucleotides long. The record is from the annotation of a GenBank genome assembly. Lineage: Eukaryota; Metazoa; Nematoda; Chromadorea; Rhabditida; Gongylonematidae.